AUGCCGAACACAGUAGCAAUGGAAGCAACUGCUGAGUGGAAUGAAGAACACACUCGCUUGGUUUGUGAGUUGUUCAAGGAACAAGUUGAGGCUGGAAAUCGCCCAAAUACACAUAUGAAUAAUACUGGGUAUAUGACAGUGAUUGAUAAAUUCUACCAGAAGACUGGAAUACAGUACAACAAAAGACAGUUUAAGAACAAAUUGGAUAAACUAAAAAGUGUGUACUACAUUUGGAAGAGUUUGAAAAAGGAGACAGGUAUGGGCUGGGAUUCUGUGAAGCAAACGGUUACAGCUUCUGCGGAGCGUUGUGGUAGGUUUCAGAAGGCGGGACUUCAAAAUGAGGACCUUUUGGCCAAGAUCUUUGAAGACUUGCGCAACACUGGUGAAGACCAUUGGUCUCCUGCUAAUGGUAGCUUGCCCCAAAAGAUGAGAACGAGGACAAAGAAAAUUAAAAAAGGAAGCCUCUGGAACAAUUUGGCAUGGUGGCCGUUGCCGGCGUCGUCCAUCCCCAUGCCUCCGCUCAGUCCGACCACCAAUCACCACCACACCCUACUCCUCACCUUAUCUCUCCUCUUUCUCGAGAUAUCAUUAGUUUUUACACAUGGGAUUACUCCCGCAUGGGUCAAUCACAACAGGUGUUUUAUAAAAAAAUGCAUCUUGAUGUUCCGUGCAAUGCGCGGGCAUCUUGCUAGUAAAGGAAAAAGAGCAGGUGGUCCUAUAGACGGAAAAGGGAAAAAGUCAAGGAGUGGUUCUGUGAUCAUGCAAGACCAUUUGAACGAAAUUGUUGAGCUGAGCAAGAAGUCGCAAGCAACCAUUGAAUCCAUUGCUCAGAAGAGGGAGGAUGCCUCAGUUUGUACCAUCAAAGAUGCCAUGACUCUGGUUACAGAAUGUGGUGGUGUCAUUGGCACUAAUGAGCGCUUCAUUGCUUCUGAAAUUUUUGUAAAGGAGCAAAGAGAAAUGUUUAUGACCAUACCUGAUGCUCGUGCACGAUUUGACUGGCUUAAAAGGAAAUAUAAUGCCAAGUAUGGCAAAUAGAUUAUAAUAUUUUGGUUGUAAUUGUUAAGGCAUUCCUAUAAGUAAUAUGCCUUCAACACGCCUAUCUUUCAAGUUGCAUUUAGUAAUUUAUUUGGCUUGUAAGACCCUGUCCGGUUUGUCACAAAUUAUCUAUAUGAAUACAGUCAUUUGAAUCUUAUUCCUAUUUAUGUAUGUCAUUAUUGCCAUCGACUCGUUUCUCAUUGUGAAUUGUCUCAUGUAUAACAUAGAUGUCCUCAAGCGAAAGUGAUAGUGGAGGGAGUAAUUACUCAAAUGAAGAGUGUGACGAAGAUGUACAGCUGAUCAACUUACAUGAAAUGAUGAUAAGCAAUCUUGCUUCUGCUGUAACUGUUGUUGAAAAGUACCACAUGGCCUACUUGGAUAAGAAUGAACCUAGGACUUCAAUUCUCAGUGGAAUGGGCUGGGUGAAAGAAACCUUGCGCGCUCCAGGGGAGAGCCACCGCAUGUUUCGUAUGAAUUCUACAAUGUUUCACAAUCUGCAUGAUCUUUUGGUGAGUACGUAUGGUCUGAAAUCAACUACGCAUAUGAGUACUUUUGAAGCUCUACCACUCUUCUUGUACAUCUGUGGUGGAUAUCACUCAAAUCGGGGAGCGCAAAAUCGAUUUAAGCAUUCCAGUGGCACAAUCAGUAGAAAGUUUGAUCUUGUUCUGCACAGCUUGGUAAAGAUGUCUAAAGAUUUUGUGCGACCAAAAGAUCCAAACUUCUCUACGGAGCAUGGUAUGACUGAUAAGCAUUUUCGUAGAUUUGAUUGGAGUCCUAACUAUGUUCCGACAAUACCAACGAGGUAUAGGAAAUAUAUUAUUUCUCAAGAUGCAUCAGACUCAUCAACAUCAAGCACGAGUGAUAGGUCAAUGGAUAAGUUCCGUGACGACCUUGCAAAGGCAGUUGCUGAAUCUACAAGCUAGAUGUUGUGAAUAUUUUCUAUGUCAUAUUAUUUUUUGUUCCGAGACAACUAUGGGUAGAACAUUUUAUUUCAUCUAUUUAGAUUGAUCAUGUUCAUUAUAUACACUUGGAGAAGUUGCUACACAUAUAACAUAUAUUGUUAUAUACAUACACCACUCUGUUAUUGUGUGAUAAUCAUGGGACCACUUGUAGCACACACAUGUGAUGGUUACAAUUGCAAUCAACGUAAGAUGAUGCUUCAGAUAAGCUCAAACUGAAUUGUUAACUAACGCUCCAUACAAUAUUCCUAUUCCUAUAUAAUAUGUUAAUGUUCACAACAUGUCAUGGUAUGCCGGACGUAUAUGCAGAGGGGUGACAAAAGUAUCACAAUCAAAGGCAGUAUGGUCUAUUUAUUCCUAAACCCACAAAUCAGUGUUUUAGGAGCCAACUGAUAGCCAACACUUUUGUAAAGCUGAUCCAGAUCCUCAUGGGAGUGGAUUCUCGGAGGAUCAGGAGCAGGGAGCUGUAAAAUGAGGAUCUGGGGCUCUAACGAACAGGCU
Triticum urartu is the source of this 2495-nucleotide messenger RNA. NCBI's taxonomy places the organism in Eukaryota, Viridiplantae, Streptophyta, Magnoliopsida, Poales, Poaceae. The record is from RefSeq and is a predicted model, not a curated record.